This is a messenger RNA of Columba livia (rock pigeon), 2333 nucleotides long. It is a transcript of the gene ASH2L, whose product is annotated as ASH2 like, histone lysine methyltransferase complex subunit. Bases 35 to 1879 code for a protein of 614 amino acids. Gene Ontology annotation, cellular component: Set1C/COMPASS complex. The record is from RefSeq and is a predicted model, not a curated record. Gene Ontology annotation, molecular function: protein binding; transcription cis-regulatory region binding. Lineage: Eukaryota; Metazoa; Chordata; Aves; Columbiformes; Columbidae. The transcript has 17 exons.
GCGCCGCCUGGCGGGCGGGAGGCGGCGCGGGAAGAUGGCGGCGGCGGCCGCGACCGGGGCUGCGGGUCCAGCGGCCGAGGGGCCGGAACCCGCCCCGGACCCGCCCGCCCCGGAGCCUCCGGCCCCGCCGGAACCGGGCGCUGCCGACGCCGAGAGCGGGGGCGAUGCCGCCCUGGCCGAUGUCACCGCAGCGCUGGACGCGGAGGCCGCCGGCGGGAAGGACGCGCUGGAAGGUGCUGGGGACACCUCGGAGGCGCUGGACGCCCAGGCCGGCUCGGUGGACGAGGAGAACGGGCGGCAGCUGGGGGAGAUCGAGCUGCAGUGCGGGAUCUGCACCAAGUGGUUCACGGCGGACACGUUCGGCAUCGACACCACAUCCUGUCUGCCCUUCAUGACCAACUACAGUUUCCAUUGCAACGUUUGCCACCACAGCGGGAACACCUAUUUCCUAAGGAAACAAGCGAAUCUCAAGGAAAUGUGCCUUAGCGCUCUGGCCAACUUAACAUGGCAGUCCAGGACACAGGAUGAGCACCCGAAAACCAUGUUCUCGAAAGAUAAGGAUAUUAUCCCGUUUAUUGAUAAAUACUGGGAGUGCAUGACAACACGCCAGAGACCCGGGAAAAUGACUUGGCCUAAUAACAUUGUCAAAACUAUGUGUAAAGAAAGAGACGUAUUCUUGGUGAAGGAGCAUCCGGACCCAGGGAGCAAAGACCCAGAGGAGGAUUACCCCAAGUUUGGGCUUGUAGACCAAGAUCUCGCCAAUAUCGGGCCUGCGUAUGACAACCAGAAACAGAACAACGCCGUGUCCACCAGCGGAAACUUAAACGGUGGAGCCCCUUUGGGAGGGGGAAUCGCCGCCAGCGGCAGCGGGAAGGGACGGGGAGCCAAGCGCAAGCAGCAGGACGGAGGAACCACGGGAACAGCCAAGAAAACCAGAAGCGACCCGUUGUUUUCUGCGCAGCGCUUGCCGCCCCACGGUUACCCCUUGGAGCACCCCUUCAAUAAAGACGGCUAUCGGUACAUCUUGGCUGAGCCCGACCCCCACGCGCCAGACCCAGAGAAGCUGGAGCUGGACUGUUGGGCAGGAAAACCCAUUCCUGGGGACCUCUACAGAGCCUGCCUGUACGAACGGGUCCUCCUGGCGCUGCACGACCGAGCUCCUCAGUUAAAGAUUUCUGACGACAGGCUGACUGUUAUCGGCGAGAAGGGCUAUUCCAUGGUACGAGCCUCGCACGGCGUGCGGAAAGGAGCGUGGUACUUUGAAAUAUCCAUGGACGAGAUGCCUCCGGACACAGCUGCCAGACUAGGCUGGUCACAGCCCCUAGGGAACCUCCAGGCACCUCUGGGAUACGAUAAGUUCAGUUACUCCUGGCGCAGCAAGAAGGGAACCAAGUUCCACCAGUCGAUAGGGAAGCACUAUUCGUCUGGCUACGGGCAGGGCGACGUGCUGGGGUUUUACAUCAGUCUUCCGGAAGACACCGAGACGGCCAGGUCUCUGCCUGACACUUACAAGGACAAGGCUCUGAUCAAAUUCAAAAGCUACUUGUACUUCGAAGAGAAGGACUUUGUGGACAAAGCAGAGAAGAGCCUGAAGCAAGCGCCCGGCAGCCAGAUAAUAUUCUUCAAGAAUGGUGCCAGCCAAGGAGUUGCCUUUAAAGACAUCUUCGAAGGAGUUUAUUUUCCUGCUAUUUCUUUGUACAAGGGCUGCACAGUUUCUAUAAACUUCGGACCAUAUUUCAAGUACCCCCCUCGAGAUAUCACUUACCGUCCGAUGAGCGACAUGGGCUGGGGCGCCGUGGUGGAGCACACGCUGGCAGACGUGCUGUACCACGUGGAGACGGAGGUGGACGGGCGGCGCAGCCCGCCCUGGGAGCCUUAAACGACGCAGCAUAAGAACCAGCGCAGCGGGUAUCCAGUCAGGCGGUCUUUAUUGUACAGGAACACGCAUCACUCAGAACAAUCAGCCAAGGAGCAAACAAGCCGCAGCCCUCGCCAGCUGUGUUUUGUUACCCGAUUCAGGCGCUGCCGCGGUUGGAGCCAGCGGUGCCGUUCUGGAGCGCGUUGUGCUGGGUGUGCAUCCCUGGGGGCCGGCGGUAACGGUGACAGCGUGAGCAGCGACGCUGUGCUGAAGAAGCGGCUGCUGUGCCGGUCGCGGUUCAGCCAGCGCGGGCUCCAGGGGGACGUUGUGCCUCCGCGGCCGAUUGUACAAUGAACAACAGCUUGUGCUGUAACGAGGCUGCUGCGUGUACGGCUGAAAUGCGGGUUUCUGGCCAAACUGUAUUUUUUUCCCCACAAACUGGAAACCAGUUUGAAAAUAAAGGCUUUAACUCUUA